Triticum urartu is the source of this 3280-nucleotide messenger RNA. Its product is annotated as respiratory burst oxidase homolog protein E. The record is from RefSeq and is a predicted model, not a curated record. Gene Ontology annotation, molecular function: calcium ion binding; NAD(P)H oxidase H2O2-forming activity; peroxidase activity. Gene Ontology annotation, cellular component: plasma membrane. Lineage: Eukaryota; Viridiplantae; Streptophyta; Magnoliopsida; Poales; Poaceae.
UUGCGACGAGGCGCAACCACGCCAGGUAAAAUAAACUACUACUCCUAGUACCAAGGUGAAGCAGAGCAGAGCAACGGCUCCAGCCCACAGGUGAACCAGGGGUAUGUUUCGUGGACGGAGAAGAUAGCAGCGGUAGGGGCGGGACAGGUGAGGAGUUGGGAGACCGGCGGCCCAUCAUGUGGACGCCGUCGCGAGGGCUGGGCAGCGGCCGCCGUGCCGGGCUCCGGCGCAUCGCGGAUUACAUCGGCGACGACCACACCGACGCGUCCGACAACGAGUCGUUCAUCACGUCGCACAGCGACGAGCUCCUCGCGUCGACGUCGGCCGCGGGCGGUGCCGGCAGCGGCGUCGGAAUGCUGCCGGCGUUUCUCGCGGACCAGAGCGACCUCGUGGAGGUCAUGCUGGAGCUGGACGAGGAGUCCAUGGUGGUGCGCAGCGUGACGCCUACCGCGGGGCCGUCGGCGCUGGCCGGGGCCGGGGCGCACACGCCGGGGAGCGGGCGCAACCUGAGCCGGAGCUCGUCGACCUCGUCCAAGAUACGCAGGACGUUCGCGUGGCUGCGGUCGCCGGCGGCGGCGCCCGAGCAGCCGCGGGAGGCGGCGAUGGCGUCCCGAGAGCGGCGCCGCGUGCAGGCCAGGCUGGACCGCUCGCUGUCCGGCGCGAGGCGCGCGCUGAAGGGCCUCCGGUUCAUCAGCCACGCCACGGGCUCCGCCGAGGCCACCGCGCUCUGGGGCGCCGUCGAGGAGCGCUUCGACGCCCUCUCCCGCGACGGCCUCCUCGCCCGCGACGACUUCGGCGACUGCAUCGGGAUGGUGGACUCGAAGGAGUUCGCGGUGGGCAUCUUCGACGCGCUGGCGCGGCGGCGGCGGCAGAACCUCCAGCGGGUGACCAAGGAGGAGCUCCGCGACUUCUGGCUCCAAAUCUCCGACCAGAGCUUCGACGCGCGGCUGCAGAUCUUCUUCGACAUGGUGGACACCAACGUCGACGGGAGGAUCACGAGGGAGGAGGUGCAGGAGCUGAUCGUCCUGAGCGCGUCGGCGAACAAGCUCUCCAAGCUCAAGGAGCAGGCCGAGGAGUACGCGCUGCUCAUCAUGGAGGAGCUCGACCCGGAGGGCCUCGGCUACAUAGAGCUGUGGCAGCUGGAGGCGCUGCUCCUGCAGCGCGACGCCUACAUGAGCUACAGCCGGCCGCUCAGCAGCGGCAGCGGCAGCGCGGCGCAGUGGAGCCAGGACAUCGCCGACGGAGGCGCGCAGGAAAAGCCGGCGACGACGGCGGCGCCAGGACGGGGCGGGUGGCGGCGGUGGAACCCGCGGCGCGCGGCGGGGAGGGCGCGCGUGGCGGCGGAGGAGAACUGGCGGCGCGCGUGGGUGCUCGCGCUGUGGGUUGCGGCGAUGGCGGCGCUGUUCGCGUGGAGGUUCGCGCAGUACCGCCGGUCCGUCGCGUUCGAGGUGAUGGGGUACUGCCUGCCGACGGCCAAGGGCGCCGCCGAGACGCUCAAGCUCAACAUGGCGCUGGUGCUCCUCCCCGUCUGCCGCAUCACGCUCACGCGGCUCCGCUCCUCCUGGGCGCGCUUCCUCGUGCCCUUGGACGACUGCAUCGCCUUCCACAAGGUGAUAGCCAUGGCGAUCGCGGCGGGGAUCUGCCUGCACGCGGGGAACCAUCUGGCGUGCGACUUCCCGCGGCUGAUCGCGUCGAGCCCGGGGGAGUACCGGCCGCUGGCCGGCUUCUUCGGGGAGGAGAGGCCGACGUACAGGAGCCUGCUGUCCGGCGUGGUGGGGGUCACCGGGGUGGUGAUGGUGGUGCUGAUGGCCGUGUCCUUCACCCUGGCGGCCCGGCCGCUGCGGAGGGCGCCCACCCGGACCAGGCUGCCGUCCCCGCUGGGCCACCUCGCCGGGUUCAACGCAUUCUGGUACUCCCACCACCUGCUCGUCGUCGUCUACCUCCUGCUGCUCGUGCACGGCUGGUUCAUCUUCCUCGUCACCAAGUGGUACCAGAGGACGACGUGGAUGUACAUAGCCGUGCCGUUCGCGCUUCACGUCGGCGAACGAACGCUGCGGGCGCUGCGUUCCAAGGCCUACGCGGCCAAGAUCCUCAAGGUGUGCCUUCUACCAGGAAAUGUGCUGACCAUAACGAUGUCAAAGCCCUGCGGAUUCAGAUACAGAAGUGGACAAUAUGUUUUCCUUCAGUGCCCAACAAUUUCUCCGUUUGAAUGGCACCCCUUUUCCAUCACUUCAGCCCCUGGAGACGACUACAUCAGUGUUCAUAUCCAGACCAGGGGGGACUGGACACAAGAGCUCAAGCACAUCUUCGUGGAGAACUACUUCUCGCCAUGCCUGCCCAGCAGAGCUUCAUUUGGCGAGCUAGGCAUGCCAGAACAGAAGAGCCCUCCGAGGUUGCUUGUCGACGGCCCCUAUGGUGCUCCGGCGCAGGAUUUCAGGAACUACGACGUCUUGCUUCUCGUCGGCCUCGGGAUCGGCGCGACGCCUUUCAUAAGCAUUCUAAGGGAUCUGCUCAACAACAUUAAGCUGGCUGAUGAGCUGAUGGACCUAUCAAUGGAGACCAGCAGGUCAGAGGACAGCAGCAACACCUUCAGCGUGUCAACGGCGAGCAGCAACAAGAGGAGAGCGUACCGGACAAGCCGCGCGCACUUCUACUGGGUUACGAGGGAGCCCGGAUCGUUCGAGUGGUUCAAGAGCGUGAUGGAUGAAGUUGCUGAAAUGGACAAGAAGGGUGUCAUAGAGCUGCACAACUAUCUCACAAGCGUGUACGAGGAGCGCGACGCAAGGACGACUCUGCUCUCAAUGGUUCAAGCCCUCAACCAUGCCAAGAAUGGUAUAGACAUAGUAUCAGGCACCAGGGUCAGGACACAUUUUGCAAGACCUAACUGGAGGGAAGAGUUCACAAGAAUCUCCGCCAAGCACCCCGGUUCGACAGUUGGGGUCUUUUACUGUGGCAAGCCCACACUAGCUAAGGAGCUGAAGAAACUAUCACUUGAGAUGAGCCGCAAGACGACGACUCGCUUCCAUUUCCAUAAGGAGUAUUUCUAAUAGAAUAGAAUAGAAUACACACACAUCUGAUGACCAUAGUAACAACUAUUGAUUACAAAAAUUCAAUUUUUUUUGGAAGAAAACUUGCCCUCUUCGCCAUUUGUAAAUGUACAUAGUAUAAAGUAGAAGGCAGUUAGAAGCAUUUUUAUUAACAAUAUGAGAGGGAAUACUAUUAUGUUUGAUAUGCACAUAUAGUUUAUAGCUACCUGUAAAAAUAUAUCAAAUGUUAAGCA